Eutrema salsugineum is the source of this 979-nucleotide messenger RNA. RefSeq names its product protein DOWNSTREAM OF FLC. The transcript has 2 exons. Bases 274 to 774 code for a protein of 166 amino acids. The record is from RefSeq and is a predicted model, not a curated record. NCBI's taxonomy places the organism in Eukaryota, Viridiplantae, Streptophyta, Magnoliopsida, Brassicales, Brassicaceae.
UAUCCUCCAGCUGCAAUCACGCAAACGCACCGCCUUUUUUUGUUUUUGCAAAGAGCGUUUGGGGUCCACUCGUUUUCGUUCCAAUCAUAUACUGCCACGUUAACAUAUACUACUAACAAAUUGACGAAAGUGCCCCUGAGCGCAUAGUAAAUCUCACGCGCUUUCAUCUCCCCCUCCUAGAUUCGCUCCUCCACUGUCUUAAAGUUCCUUCCUUCCUUGUCACUUUGAUCAGAAAUCCAUAGCAACUCUCUCUCUCUGUCUCUGUAUUCGAAAAUGGCGAAACUGGUGAUGUUGAUGGUUCUCUGUAUCUUACCGGCGAUAGCCAUGGCGGCAAGGAUGCCAAGAAGCAUCGGAAAGAAUACUAUGGUGGUGCAAGGUUCCACUUACUGCGACACUUGCAAAUUCGGCUUCGAGACUGCUGAAUCCUCCUACUUCAUCCCCGGUGCGACGGUGAAGCUAGUGUGCAACGACAGGAAGACAAUGAAACCGAUCUACACAGACGUGGCAGUAUCAGACAAAGAAGGCAAGUACAAGUUCAUUGUCCACGAAGACCACAAAGACGAGAUGUGCGAUGUUGUGCUUGUGAAAAGCUCAGACGCAAGCUGCCCUAAAAUCUCCCCAGGACGCGAGCAAUCCCGUGUCAUCUUAAACCAUUACAAUGGCAUUGCCUCGCAGAUCAGACACGCCAACAACAUGGGUUUCGAGAAAGAAGUUAGCGAUGUCUUUUGCUCUGAGCUUAUUAAAAAGUAUCAGGUUGAUGAAGAUGAUGUUUAAGAUUAGACACCAUCCCUCUAAUCUCUCUCUCUAUCUUAAUUAAUGUGCAUCUUUUUUAUAUGUUAAUCCGGGGUUAUGAAAGAAAUUUAUAUUUGUAUUUGUUUUUAGAAGAUGAUUGAUUGAUUACUCUGGUGAUUCGGAACUCUGUUUGUGUAAGUUUCUUAUAUGGGCCUGUGUCACUUCCUUGCUUGGGAAGUGUCUUUUA